Molecule: messenger RNA, 7120 nt
Organism: Halichondria panicea
Lineage: Eukaryota; Metazoa; Porifera; Demospongiae; Suberitida; Halichondriidae
Product: influenza virus NS1A-binding protein homolog
Exons: 11
Coding region: 216-1673 (485 amino acids)
Molecular function (GO): protein binding
Source: RefSeq, a predicted model, not a curated record
ACACAUGUAUUGAUCUUAGAUUUCGAGGUGUAGCUGCUUAGCCAAAAGUUCUGCAGGAGCUAGGAUCAGGAUCUAGGAAUAGUUAUGGAUGCUCUGCUUCCCCGGUUCCCUCUUUAAUUAUUAAAUAGUUGGACAGGAGUUCAAAUUAAGGGUGAAGUUGUUGCCUCUGGGAACAUAUUCUUGGAACUCGGGACUGUUUUGUGAAAAAAGUUUGCAUGGCUAGCAGUGGGAUCAACUCAGCAAUAGAAACGCUCCAGGUAUUACCUGUACACGAGAAGCUUUGGGAGAAGAAUCGGCAAUUAUUUGCGGUUACCAAUCGUGUAUUUCAACAUGAAACAGUUCGAAACAGGAGGGAAUCUCUGAAAAAGGCUGAAUCAUCUGUGAUGCUAUCUCAAAGAGCUGCUACUUUAGCAAAAACUGAAGCUCUAAUUCAGGUGAACAAAGAACAUAUUGAAGUAAUUUCACAAAAAGAAAAAGCUAUAGCUGAGGGACAAGCUGUAAUUCAGGUUCUCAAAGAACAGAUUUCUAAGAAAGACACUGAGUUAGCAGAGAAGGAUGUCUACAUUCAACAGCUGAAGGUGAAGAACGAAGAACACAUUGAUAAAGCUGUAGCCGAGAGACAAGUUGUAAUUCAGGCUCUUAAAGAACAGAUUUCCAAGAAAGACACUAAAUUAGCAGAGAAGGAUGCCCACAUUCAACAGCUACAGGAACCAACCCCUGAAAAUAGUCUUUUGCUUUCUCCAACUGAUUGGAUAAAGUCAAAAAACAUGCCUGUCAAGAUGGGUGCAACGAUUCAAAGUGUUGUUGUGGGUGAAGCAAUCUAUGUAGGUGGAGGUGAAGCCAGCAGUGAUCGCGAUAUGUGCACAGUGAUGAAGUUUGAUAUUCAAGCAGACCUUUGGACCAAACUGCCUCUGUAUAGCUUCAAGUCUUUUGCCUUGACUUCAAACACCGAUAAGCUGGUAGUGAUUGGAGGGGUAGAUCCAGAUUCUCGGAAGCGAACUGGUCAGGUUGCUGUGUUUGACUCAGAUAAGUGGAUACGUCCAUAUCCCCCGAUGUCCACUGCUAGGAAUAAUUUUACAGCACAGUUAUUCAAUUAUCACAUAAUUGUGGCUGGAGGACGCAAUGAUGAAGAUAAACGAAUUGCUUCUGUUGAAAUCUUUGACGUAAAGUUACGGAUAUGGUACUCUGCCGAGCCGCUACCUAUCCCACGAGCCUCCAUUAAGUCCUCUCUCGUGGGACAUAACCUCUACAUCAUGGGAGGAUGGGAUGCAAAUGACACACCAAGCAGUGUGGUUCACUGCAUCCAUUUGGAGAAGCUCAUUGACAGUGCCAGAGUGAAAACUAGCUCUCCAUUUGCUCUUUGGAUGACAAUCGCUGACACUCCUGUUAAACGAUCCACACCUCUUGGUGUAAACAGUUCACUUUUUGCUAUUGGUGGACGUGAUGACAAUGACAAGCCAAGCUCAUCGAUUUACUGCUAUCAGCCGCACAUCAAAGCGUGGUCAAGAGUUGGGGAUUUGUCUUCUCCUAGGUACUAUUGUACAUGCUCAUCGCUGUCGAGUGAUAAGAUUUUCGUGGCUGGGGGUCAAAGUACUUUUUUCAGUAGUAUUCUAACCCACUUCUUGAGUACCGCUGAGGUUCUCAAUUUGGCAGGUUGUAUCUAUGCUUGCUGAGCAAUUUUCUAUACAUGUAAAUAGAGAAAGUAUUAUUUUUUUGAUAUUACAAGCAUGUACACUGUAAACAUGUUAUCAUUCCUUGCUUAUACAAAAUAGCGUGUAUAAUUAUAAUUAUGUGAACAUGGUUUUCAAUGCACCUAUUGUAAAAGUCAAUUAGUGAAGUGCACCCUAUUGAAGCACAAAAGGAUUCUUUGGCAUUUGCACACUUAUAAUUAUUGAGUCCGCCCAUUGUACGUAACAGGAUGUUACACUGUGGCAAUUCCACAUACUGUACAAACAUUAAAUCUUGGAGUGUCCGGAUUAGACUUGUGUACAGUUCUAAGUUACUGAUGAAGUGCAGCCACUGUUGUCAUGGAUUCAUGUGGUUUGUGAUCUUAGUAUUAUUUGUGUGGUGGUUUGCCCUGUUAGCUGGAUGCGCUCACUGUUUGAUUGCCCCAUUUGCUGCUUGCUGUCGGUGUGCAGAAAAGGCGAUGAACUUAACAUUGAAAGUGAUCUGUUUACCGUAUCAUGUCUCUGUUUUCAUGGUGGAAGGAAAAUCGGUAAAACAAGCUGUUGUUUCUAAAGUUUUAUUUUGAACUUAUUGUUAGAAUCUGUAUCUAUAUCAACGAGACUCUAGUGAUUGCCCCAUGUGUUAAUUUUGCUGCUUAUUAAAUUGCUGAGUGUGCAGAAAAGGCGAUGAACUGUUCAUUGUAUGCAGGCAAAAAUCAGAAGCAGAAACUCAAAGAGUGGGUAAUGAAUGACCAUGAUUGUUGUUAAAAAUGAUUGAUGCCAGACACUAGAAAGUGAGUAGCAUAGUCCUAUUCGAAGCAAUGAGCCAGAAUUACACGAUUAGUCACAAACUUCCAGCUUUUGCUGCACUUUCCUUAAUUGAGAUAAAUUAAAGUGCUGACUCAGCGGGUUGGAUUUCUUCUAUGGUUUCUGUGCAUUUUACUGGAGGUUACAAAGAAAAUUAGAAGAAUCCUGACCAACCUCCACUGAUUAUCAAAAAUUGAUUUUUGUUAUUGAUUAUUGAUAUUCGAUAAUCAAUUUUUGCUAUGGAUUCGAUCAUUGAUAAUCCAUUAAAGUAGGCCGCUGAAGCCAGAGGAGGUCGGGAAUCACUUCCUUUUCGUUUUUACUGACUCAGCAGUAGCGUCUACUGUGCUUCUGCUGGUUAUUUUCAUAUUUCAGCCCUUUAAAAGUUGGGCAGCCUACCGUAAUCGUUCUAAUUAUAGAACCAGUAAUUAUUUUUCUAGAAACAAAAAAUUUAAUAUGCUAGUAUAAUUAUGGGCGUUAUAAAAGAGGGCGUCCUAACCGAGGCUGGUUCUAUAAUUAGAACGCUUACGGUAAUCACAAGUCUAUGAUUAUGGCUGAUUUAUGAGACAAUAAUAAUUAUUAUGUUUUGCACGGUUUCUGUUGCUGAACCUGUUGACAACUAGUUGCAUGUGUUUGGAGUCUGCGAUGGUUAUUGGACCAAAUAAAGUUUUAUUUUGAACUUGCUGUUAGAAUCUGUAUCUAUAUAAAUUAUCAACAAGACUUUAGAAUUACUUUGUGAUUGCUCCAUAUUAAAGCGUGUGUUAAUUUUGCUGCUUAAUUUUACUGCAUGCAGGCAGAAAUAGAGAAACUCAAAGAGUGGGUAAUGAAUGACCAUGAUUGUUGUUAAAAAUGAUCGAUGCCAGACACUUAAUUAUGUAGCAGGUGUAGCAAUGAUAGUUUUAAAAACUACCAUAGACUAACAGGAGAUGUUAAAUGCAUGCAAGAAAGAUAAACGCUCUAGAAUGCAAAAUGAGAUAAAAGUGCUGACUCAGCGGGUUGGGAUUCCUUCUAUGGUUUCCGUGCAUUUACUGUAGGAACUGGAGGUUACAAAGAAAAUUAGAAGAUUAAUUAACAAUCAUGACCAACCUCCACUGAUUAUCAAAAAUUGAUUUUUGAUAAUUGAUUCAAUUUUUGCUAUGGAUUCAUCAUUGAUGAGGCUAGCUGUGAAGCCAGAGGAGGUCAGGCACCACUUGAACUUUUAACCUUUUAAUGACAAUCCAGGCCAUUUGUUUUUACUGACUCAGCAGUAGCGGCUACUGUGUUUCUGCUGGUCUCAUAUUUCAGCCGCCCUUUAAAAGUUGGGAGGCCUAUAAUCACAAGUCUAUGUUAUAUGGCUGAUUUAUGAGACAAUAAUAUUAUGUUUCUACACGGUUUCUGUCGCUGAUCUGUUGACAACUAGUUGUGUUUGGUGUCUGCGAUGGUUAUUGGGACUAUACCCUAUCAGCACAUAAUAUAAAUAGCCACUAGCUAGAUCUAGUCGUGUUCUACUGCUGAUUCAGCAAAACGAAAAGCAAUUCGGCCUGGAAGUCAUUAAAAGGUCAUAAUUAGUAAAAAGUUCAAGUGAUGGGCGGCCUGGAAUUUACUUUGUAUCGAAGGAAUUCAAAGCAUCGAAUUAUUCCAACUCGAUUAAGUUGGGCGGCCUAUAAUCACAAGUCUAUGUUAUAAUUAUGGCUGAUUUAUGAGACAAUAAUAUUAUGUUUCUGCACGGUUUCUGUUGACAACUAGUUGUGUUUGGUGUCUGCGAUGGUUAUUGGGCCUAUACCCUAUCAGCACAUAAUAUUAAUAGCCAUACUAGCUAGAUCCAGUCGUGUUCUACUGCUGAUUCAGCAAAAACAAAAAGCAAUUUGGCCUGGAAGUUAUUAAAAGGUCAUAAUUAGUAAAAGUUCAAGUGAUGGGCGGCCUGGAAUUUACUUUGUAUUGAAGGAAUUCAGAGCAUCGAAUUAACAAGCAAAACAAUUCAAUAUACAAAAAAUGCUAUAGAAACUCUAAGUGAUCAAUCAGUAUGUGUUGAUCGACCUCCAUAAAGUUGUAAUAAAACUUCAUACUUUACUGAAAUUCAAAGUUUCAUAUACCAUUGGAACCCUUGUUAAAAAGCGCUUCUAUAUAUCUAUAUAAUUAUGCUGUAGAGCUGGUAAGCUCCAACCAGCUAAAAGCUAGCAUUUUCCAUGUAGAAGUCCCAUGGCAUACUUGCAUGUCCACUAUGCACACUAGUAAAGCAUAUAUAAAUGAAGUCAUAAUUGACUACACAACUUCCGGGGGCGAACUCAACGUGUAAUUAUAAGUCAUGCAUGUGAAAAUAGACAUCACAUAACUAUAAUUAUGACAUGAUAAUUACAUCCAAAGUAUCUACAUGUACUCAGAAAAACAUCAAUGCUUAUAAGUUGUGUUAUAAGAAAAUCGAUUAUGUACAAAUGUAUACAAUUAUACCACUAAACAAUAAGAAUAAAAGGUUACACGUACCGUAGUUUGCUAUUGACUAACUUUACUCUUUAUUUCUCAGCAGAGUCACCCAAAUACGCAUUGAAGUCCUUGACAAGAUUGUCUCUAAAAGCCUCCACAACUUGCUGGUGCUCAGGCUUUAGAAUACCAGCUUCCUUCUCCAAUAUGGCAACAGUACCUGCAGUCAUGAUAGUUAUAAUGUAGGUUCUUGCAUGUGUUAUAAUCUCACUAUAAAAUUUAUGUUCAGCUGGUACAGUGUGUGCUAUUGGGAAUCAGUGACGGAUCUAAAAGGGGGGUUCCAAGCACACUUAGUUGAGCGGGACAAAGACUCUGACAGUUUGUGCAUGCAUUAAAUCAUUGAAUUUCACCUAAAAAAAAGGUCAGCAUUAGCACGUGCUAUUUCUAACAGUCAGCAUGUGCUGGAGAGUUUUUGGCCUUUCAGUCACUAAAACUGCACAAACAAACCAGUUACCUUCACAGGAUUUGCAAGAACUAAAAGUAUAAGUGAUAAGCUAGUGCUAGAUCUAGUAAGAAAGGAAAACUAGCAAACUAGUUGCAUGCUUAAGUCUCCCCCACUCACUUAUGUCUCAGAGGGGGGUUCAAUUGAACCCAAAGAACCACCUCUACUGGGAAUCGAAUCUCCUACAGCACGAAGGUUUGCACAGAUUCCAAAGAAGCGAGUUAUGUUUUUAGCUGUUAAAGCCAACCAAAAAGAGUAGACAUUGAAAGCAAUUAUUAUUGCCUAUAAUUAUAGAAAAGCCAGUCCAUAUAGAAAGUGCAUGCAUGCACAAUGAUGUUUGUUCUUGUUCUGCAAUAAUUAUUGGUCCCAACUAUAUAGAGGAUCGUUGAGUUUCUUGUAUAAGAUGCAUGAGCACAUAAUAAUUGUUACAUGUACCCUACACUGCUGAGGAAGUACACUGCUAAUUGUGUUAUAGUAAGUGUGUUACCUACAUGUACCUACUAGGGUACUACACUGCUGAGGAAGUACACCGUUCCAGUGAGUGUGUACCCACUGUUGAGCCGACUGCAAGACAAUAAUUAGUAUUCGCUUGUGCCUCUCAGCAAGCUAUAAACAGCUAAUAUUGGGCUCGAGGCAGGAACAUCAGCAUUGACUCAGACACCAUAAUUUAAAUAAAAUCGAGUUAGACACUCUUUUGGAGGUGUCUAUGGGAUUUAGAAGCCCAAAGGCACUGACUUAGUAUCCCGAUAUCAGUGUCCAUGUGAUUUACAAGCCCUCAGCCACUUGUAGUACCCUCGCUACGCUCGAGACAAAACAGUGUCUAGAUACUAGUGCGCAUGCGCAACCUUUCUCUCGAAGCUUGACUAUAAUACAUUUACUUGACAACGGGAUACUAGGCAUACUAAUUAAGUAAGUUGCAAGUAAGUUGCAGGUAUACUAAGUCCCAUGAUAGCAAGAGUCCAUAAGAAGGGAAGAGUGUCAAACUACUGAUACUUCUACACAAACACUAUGCACAAACUCGCACGUGAUAAAGUGUUGUAAAUUUACUAGUAAUCUCCUAGUAAAUGUGACAGUGCCAAUGAAAAGGGACCUUAACGCGGGCAUUUUCGAAUCAGUUUUUAUUGUUGAAUCAGAUAGGGCGUCCUUUAAGCUUCAAAAUGAUACCAAGAUCGACCUCCUAGCUACUUUCUUUCCGGAGAUAAUUAUGUUCGAGGGAACGCUACGAAGGUAUUGCAAUGCCCUCUUGAGUAAAUGACGCUCAAACGUCAUGAUAAUUGAAGUUCAAUUAUUGGCUUCCGGGCACUUCCGUAUACUCAUAAAGCUUAGUAAAAGAUGUUCUGGAGAAGACAAGUUAGUUAGAUGAAGGCUAGGCGUUCUAGGACUCUCUAGCUAGCUAGUAUAGCUAUGUAGCUGGAUUGCUUGGCACCUAGGAAGGAUCUUCGAAGAAAUAAAGAGACAAAGACUCCCGUCGCUCAAAUGGUGGUGGUAAGUGUCGGAGGCCUGAGAAACGCUAGUCUAUUGGCUAGAAUGUUGUUAUGGAGUGUUUAUGAGGACAAGUGGCACGGGAUACGUACAUCUAAAGAAACAAGAGUGGAUCUACGCCAAGCUAGCUAGCUAGAUAGCUGCUCUUUCUAAUCUAUUUCUGUUGCUAAAUUAUGUUUGUUAAGAAGUGGAGCUAUAAUAUACCUGGCUCCUCUUGAUGAUUGUAAGUACUGGGCUGAUGAAAUAGUCCUGUACAAGUUGUCAUCUUUUA